AUGCCUUCCAACAGGAAGCCGAACUCUGGUGCCAGGGCACCAAAACCAAGGGGAAGCCGCACCAUCACAGUCUCCACCGCUGCAAAGCCGCUGAAGCUGAACGCGAACCAAAAUGUAACAGCCACUAGUGUCGCACAGCCGACGAAGCUAAGGGGCAAUCGUAUUAUAGCAACACCUGCUAAUACACAGCCGGAAAAGCCGAAAGACAGCCGUCCUGUCGCGACGCCUACAGCUAUUCCGCCAGCUAAGAAAUCUCACGACCAAGUCUUCACCGCCACCGCGCGUCAAACACUUCCUCAAAGCACCCGCUGCCGCUUCCUGGAAGUCGCUGGCGAGAUCCGCAACCAGAUCUACGGCUACAUUUUCGACAGCACCACCGUCAUCGAGAUGAUGCCCGCCAGCGCCCCCUACCGCAUCCUCGCCGUCCACGCCCCAGCUCGCAAGAAUUCGGAUCUCUACACUCAAGCGAAGGAUACGGCCGUCAAACGUAAACCUUGGCGGUCCCGGAACGCGACGGAUAAAGCCCAGAAGUCCCCAGCGCGGAUCUGCUGCUCGAGGGUACUAGGAAGACACGACCUCGUCAACGCCGCCAGCACCAAUUGGAAGACCUCCGUCCCGGGCGCCGCGCUCUGCCUCACAAGCAAGCAAUUCCAUGCCGAAUGCACUGCCUUCCUCUACGCCUCGGCAUCCUUCUUUUUCCAGUCGCCCAACCGCGUCGCGAACUUCCUCACCAAGACCCCGCAAGUCUACUUGGACAACGUGACGCGCCUUCAGCUCGAGCACGUCACAUACGGCGAACCUAUUGACCCCGACAACAUCGUCUGGAAGACCAAACACGAUGCCAAAUGGGCCGCCGUAUGCGCACAAGCCGCGGCCGCGCUGCCACGCCUACAAGAGCUGUCCAUUGUUCUCGACGUGCGCGAAGUCCCCCUCCGUUUCUGGCCUCGAGAGUCCUGGAUCAAGCCUCUGCUCUCCUUCACCACUCUGCUCUCUCACACCCGCCCAAACCCCAAGUCCGGCGACCCGGAGCCCCACCUACAACACGUAUCGGUCAGGAUCCGCAGCAGGUAUCUCAAACCGGACGUGUUCGAAGACAAGAAGCUGACGCAGGCGUGUCACGCGCUGCACUGGGAGUUUGGGAAGGUUGUGCAGCGGAUGGUCUUGGGUUGGGAUGCCGAGAGCGCUAUGCUGGAGUAUGUGGAGUUGGCGCUGAAGCCGGAGUCGAAAUACCGGAGGUUUCGGGAUUAUCUCAACUUCAAUCCACCGUGGUGA
Messenger RNA from Coniosporium apollinis CBS 100218, 1272 nucleotides. RefSeq lists its product as uncharacterized. Bases 1 to 1272 code for a protein of 423 amino acids. The transcript has a single exon. NCBI's taxonomy places the organism in Eukaryota, Fungi, Ascomycota, Dothideomycetes. The record is from RefSeq and is a predicted model, not a curated record.